AUGACAGUGAAAUGGGUCUCUCCCAGCCUGCCACAUAUGGUUUGAUUGGAUUCCUCUCCGUUGCAGUUAUUGGUAUCAUUUUUGGUUGUAUCGUCAUGACAGUAAUGAUGCGGAAGUACAGGAGAUCAGCAAAUGAGGCUAGUAGUCAGCAGCAAGGGACAGUGGAACAUAACUGUUACAACGGACCACAACCAGGUGAGGAAGGUUAUUUGGAACUUAACGUUGUCCCUCCCAAGCUACCAGGAAGAUAUUCACGUGAUCAGGAUGAAGCAUACGAAACGCCACGACAUGCUGACGAUGGAGAUGCUUACGAAAAUAUUUAGAUCUAAGAAGAAGA
Strongylocentrotus purpuratus (purple sea urchin) is the source of this 337-nucleotide messenger RNA. RefSeq lists its product as uncharacterized. The record is from RefSeq and is a predicted model, not a curated record. NCBI's taxonomy places the organism in Eukaryota, Metazoa, Echinodermata, Echinoidea, Camarodonta, Strongylocentrotidae. The transcript is spliced from 3 exons. The coding region runs from base 12 to 323 and encodes 103 amino acids.